CAAUAGAAUCAUCGUAAUCAGCUGAUUGUAUUUGUAAACAAACUAAAUACUUAUUUCGAAGCAAUAAGAAAGGAAGGAGCGCAAUGUAAGUAAGCAAGUUAUUCAUUUUAUUAUUGUUAAUCAUUUAUGUAUUUAUAUUUUAGGGGUAAGAAACGAAACGCAAAGCAGGAAGAGAUUAUGCUCUCCUUUAUGCAGCAAAAUGAAGGAAUUGCUAAAGGUUUUUCGAAAGGCGACAGGGUUCAGAUUGAAGCGAAAUGGGCAGAACUAACCAGCUCCCUCAAUGCUGUCGGUCCGCCCUGCAAGGAUUUGGGUGGGUGGAAGAAGUCUUGGGUGGAUUGGAAGGCCACUAUCAAGAAAAAGCUGGCAAGCAACCGCCGAGAAAACAUGGCCACUGGUGGCGGCCCAUAUUCGCAGCAGGUUAUUUCCCCCACUGAAGAAGCAGUUGCGGUGGUUUGCAACCUACAGGGCUGUAGAAGGUAUUAGGGGCGCAAAUACUUUUGGCCACGCUUCAGUCCAAAGCGUAGUUGUCGGCGAGGAGGCCACCGACCUUGCUGCUGAAAAUGUUGGCGAUGAAAGCAACACAAGCUUUAUAGAAGUGAUUGACGAUACAAUCGAAGCCACUGGGCCACAAAGCACAUCAAGGCAGCGUCGACAUUCAACUGACGCAUUCGAAGUGGUUUGCAUUGAGCAAAACAGUAUACUAAACCGUACUGCCAAUGUAUUGGACGAAGUGCUGGUGCAGACGAAAAACGAGUUCAAAGUAAUGGAGGAAAAAGAACAGGAGAGGAAAAGACACUAUCAAAGAAUGGAAGAAAUAGAGCAGGAGAAAUUGGAAACGCUAAAGAAGUUUCUAUAAUGCAAAGUUAAAGUUGUGAAAAAUAUCAUAUGUUGCUGUGAAUCUGUGUUCAUUAAAUAUAAGUGAUGUGUAUAAACGUGUGUAGAUGUAGCAAAUUUCCCAGCGAAAAUUCAAAA
Molecule: messenger RNA, 972 nt
Organism: Rhagoletis pomonella (apple maggot)
Lineage: Eukaryota; Metazoa; Arthropoda; Insecta; Diptera; Tephritidae
Exons: 2
Coding region: 281-856 (191 amino acids)
Source: RefSeq, a predicted model, not a curated record